AUGAAAGAAAGAGUCGAACUGAACAAUAAUGGCAGAUCCAUCGAAUCGCAUUGCAAAUUGUUCCAGAAUGAUAAGUGGGAGCCCCGAUACAUCGCUUGCAAACUACAAAAUGAUUUGGAAGAUCAACUUCUAACCGUCUACAAGAAUCGUAAAGAUCGGCAGAAGAAUAAAGCGAAACAGUCGAUUCUUCUUCAAAACUACAUCGGGUUUGAGAAAAGUUUCCCUCUGAAGAAUAAAAAUCAAACGCUAACGGUUAUAACAAAAGAGUAUAACGUUGUGCUUGCUUUUCAUCUACCCGAAACUCUUUUACAAUGGGAAACAUGGUUCAAGAAUGUGGGUGGUCAAAGCACAACACAUUAUAUGCAACUAUUGCAAUUUCCUAAUCAAAAAGAUAAUCCGUCGUUUGUCAACAAAGAAGUCAGAUGUCAUCUCCACGAUUCUCGACUUGCAGUAGUGUAUGGAUAUCCAGCAGAAACAUUAUUAUAUUGUGAAGUGGCAGCUGCAAGUAUAUCUGCAGAUCAUAUGAACCACCGUGUAACAAUAACUCCGUACGAUGGAAGUAGUGAAUUCGUAUUUUGUUGUCCGUCGAUUGAGCAGUUUUCAAAAUUUUUGAGAAAAGCUAACGAAGAUGAUGGUUCACUCAACUUCUAUCUAAACAAGAAGAGUGCUGAAGGUAUAUGGUUACAAAACAUUGGGAAUCGGACACGGAAGCAUCAAGAUUCGAUAUCGGGUCUGUCCGGAACCUUCAGUGGUUGGUUUAAUCUUAUGAGUCCUGCGACACCAUCAAUCAAGCAAAGCGAUAUUUUUUCGUCUAGCGCGGCAAUCAACACCGUCGGUCUGAAGAAUUCCGGAAUGAAGACGCCAGUGGGAAGUUUAAAAUUCCUCAACGGGUUAUUGCCUGAAGUGACACCCACUCCACCGCCAGCGGAGACAGAAAACACUGAAACAGCACCCGAGGUCAACCCUUCAGAACCAAUCACAUCAAAUUCAGAAUCCCCAGUGCUUGCAGAAACCGACAACGCUCCUUAUUUAGGAAUCCACGCAAAACAACGUAGUACAAGUUUACCAGACUAUGUCAACGUAUCCCAUGUCAUACGACCUACACCUCCAUUACCUGAAGAAGAAACGGAAAUAAGCCAACAUGAAGUCAUUCAACGCAAGGCUUCAACAAUGACCACACCUGCAAAUGACUCACCGAGAAUUUCAAAUUGUGGAGAACAUAAAGAUUUCUUAACAAAUCGAAUUCCUUCAAAAGGAAGAUCGAUGAUGGACUUCUCUACAUUACCGUAUGAAGAAACCGGAAGUCGUUUUGAAAGUUGGCGUAGGGCAAAGAAAUUCAUCUCAGCAUUCAGCCAGAAAUCACAACAAGAUCUCUAUAAAAGCGUUCCAAAGCUUGGAAAUAGAAAAGCGUCGAGCACAAGUGCACUCCAAUAUCAUCCAACUGAAAUGAGUAGAUCUUUAAAUUUUCAAAAGUCAAGUCCACUCAAUCAAAGUCUCCAAAAAAUCCAAUCAAAAACCAGUUUGGUGUCGAAUUCAUCAAGCAGUGAACUUGAUGUAGUACCUCCACCAGCUCUAAACGUUGCUAUAUCCAAUCCGCCGCCUCCAUUAUUGCCAAAGAAGAAUAAGGUUCAAGAAACUGAAGUGAUACCUGCGGGGUUAGUUCGUCUCCGUGAAGAAGGUUCAUUGAAAAUGCGAGGUGGAGUGAAUAUUGCACUUGCUAGAAGACUAAACGCUGGGAUCAAUGGAUCUUUUACGAAAUAUGAUGGAGAUCGUGGCACUACUCAUAUGUACCCCAUAACUCCUGAAGAAAAAGAACGGAAAAUUGAAGAAUUCAUAGAAGAACGGAGACGUACUGCAGCAUUGAGAAGAGCAGAAACUCCAGAUUUAUCUGAUGAUCCUCUGGCAAUGGUUGUUUCAAAAGAAAGAGAGAAGAUCCGAGCAAUGGAAAGAAGAGCGUCAUCAGUUUCAUUUAACAAAGCUAAUUCAGUACAAGUUUCUCAUCUCAACGAUAUUCAGAAGAAAGCGUUGGCGUCAGUGAAGAUUAUAACUCGAAAUCGGUCACAUUCUGAUAGUUUGUCAUCAUCCUCGGAAUCAUUAUCAUCAGAUGCUCGCUCAAAGAUUUCUAUCAAGAAACGUAGCAACUCCCCUCCAACAAUAUUGGCUCCAACCAUUAUUCACAAAGCACCAAGCCAGCGAACGUUGACUCUCCAAAAACAAUCGUCGUCGUCAAUUGAUUCACUUAACUCACAAAAGACAACACCAACAACAUCUACUGUCCGACUGCCGACUCGUAUCACUGUGAACCAGUCCUCAAGUAGCGAAGAGAGUUCCGGAAAAUCACAGCACUAUUUUGAGAGCAACAUUGGUCCCAAAACGAGCGACUGCACGACGAGGACGUCGACAACUACACCAUCACACCAGACUCUAGGCAGACAGGAUUCACGACGAAUGUCCGAGGGUCAAGGAAGUAAUUCCUCAGAUGCGAUGGCCCAAGCGCGGAAAGGGUAUUUUCGUAAAAAUAAUAAGAUACGGCGAAGCAAUAGACAUUUGGACGACUCGUCGACGUCGCCGUAG
Messenger RNA from Caenorhabditis remanei, 2574 nucleotides. RefSeq lists its product as uncharacterized. Gene Ontology annotation, biological process: positive regulation of protein tyrosine kinase activity; neuromuscular junction development. The record is from RefSeq and is a predicted model, not a curated record. NCBI's taxonomy places the organism in Eukaryota, Metazoa, Nematoda, Chromadorea, Rhabditida, Rhabditidae. Gene Ontology annotation, molecular function: protein kinase binding. The transcript is spliced from 18 exons. The coding region runs from base 1 to 2574 and encodes 857 amino acids.